Rotaria sordida is the source of this 753-nucleotide messenger RNA. The record is from the annotation of a GenBank genome assembly. Lineage: Eukaryota; Metazoa; Rotifera; Eurotatoria; Philodinida; Philodinidae.
AUGUUUUUUGUUAUUGUUAUUGUGUUUUUUGUUUUUUGUUUUUCUUUUAUUAUUUAUCUAGAUGAAAUAAUUGAUCAAUGUGAAUCAUGGAUACGUGAAUUACAAGAAACAUCAUCAACAGAAAAACGUAUUAGUUCAUCAAUAAAAUUAAAUUCUUUAACACCACCUGACGAUCUUAUUAUUCCAUCUGAAUUAACAACAUUUUUAUUUAAAAUAUCAUCAAAUAAUAAUAAUAAUACAACAACAACAGAUCAAGUAACACCUUGUUCUUCAACAGUAACAAUAACAACAGUAAAUAUUCCAUCAAUAUCGGAUAUAAAUAAAAAAUCUGAACAAAAUAUACAUUCAACAUCAACUGAUGAACAUUCAAUACAAAUUAAAAUAGUACCUAAUCUACAAUAUCAAUCACCUUUAUCAUCAGCUGCUGCUACAAUUGAAUUACCAACAACAUUAAUUGAUACAGAAACUCAACAAUCAUCAAAUUCAUCAAAUGAUCAUUAUGAACAACAACAAAAUCAAUCACUAUCAACAAAUACAAAUACAAAUACAUAUGAUGUAACAAUAACACAUUCAAAUAGUUUAAUAUCAGAUUGGACAUCAACUGAUACACCAAAUGUACCAUUACCUGAUGAUGGACUUAUUUAUGAUGAUUUACUUGAUGAUGAAGAUGAUUUAGAUAUAGAAGAUAUGCUUCAAUAUGAAAGUGAAAUACCUGAAGGUUAUCCUGAAGAUUAUCCUGAAGAUUUUUAUUGA